Molecule: messenger RNA, 2385 nt
Organism: Portunus trituberculatus (swimming crab)
Lineage: Eukaryota; Metazoa; Arthropoda; Malacostraca; Decapoda; Portunidae
Gene: l(2)34Fd
Product: nucleolar protein 10-like
Exons: 15
Coding region: 185-2296 (703 amino acids)
Biological process (GO): maturation of SSU-rRNA from tricistronic rRNA transcript (SSU-rRNA, 5.8S rRNA, LSU-rRNA)
Cellular component (GO): nucleus; 90S preribosome; nucleolus
Molecular function (GO): protein binding
Source: RefSeq, a predicted model, not a curated record
AACAUUGAUUGUAAACAUUGGCUGGCGCUCACACGUGCACGAUGCUGCACAAUCUGCUAUAAAUCACCGUACCGUGCGCCUUCCUUCAACAAAUAGGAAAAGGAGCAGCAAAUGAGUGCAUGGCUUAAAUAGUUCAUAGUACCUGAACAUAACUGAAUCGUGUAUGUAAAGAAAGGCCGCCGAGAUGAGGGCUCUAGACGGCAGGAACAACGUGAAGGUGUACAACUUAAGUGCUGGCAAGAGCCUUCCAGACUGGCUGACUGAAAGAAAAAGGAGGAGGUUGGCAAACAAAGAUGUUGAGCUUCGGCGCAGGAUAGAACUGAUCCAGGACUUCACCAUGCCUGAUGUGAGUGGGUGUGUCCGUGUGUCUCCCGAUGGACGAUACAUUUUAGCUACAGGGACGUACAAGCCACGAGUCAAAUGUUAUGAAGUGGCUGCCCUUUCUCUCAAGUUUGAAAGGUGUUUUGAUUCAGAGGUCAUCCAGUUUGACAUUCUCUCGGAUGAUUACAGUAAGCUAGUAUUCCUGCAAGAGGACCGCUUUGUUGAGUUUCACAGCCAAGCCGGGCGGUGGUUCAGGAUGCGGAUCCCAAAGUUUGGCCGUGACCUGGCCUACCAUUACCCUUCCUGUGACCUGUAUAUUGCUGCUUCAGGGAGUGAUAUUUACCGCCUCAACCUUCAACAAGGACGUUUCCUCAAUUCACUACAGACAGAGGCAGUCACAGGAGUGAAUAAGUGUGCCUUCCAUCCCAGCCACUACCUCUUUGUCUGUGGUACUGAGGAUGGGCGUGUGGAGGCCUGGGAUCCACGGUCAAGGCACAGGGUUGGCACUUUAGAUUGUGCUGCACACAUGGCUGCAGAGAAUGUACAAUUUAGUGAAUUCAGGACUGUGAAGCAGCUUGGGGUGACAGCUCUGGCCUACAGUGAUGCACUCACCUUAGGUGUUGGCACACAGACUGGACAGGUGCUGCUGUAUGACAUCCGCUCCAAUCGGCCUCUUCUCGUCAAGGACCACAAUGACGGCUAUGCAAUACGGGACCUUGAGUUCCAUAACACCUCUGGCAUGGCACUCUCCAUGUCUUCAAAGGUUGUCAAGAUAUGGAACAAAGCAACGGGAGAGCCUCACACAAGCAUUGAAUCAGGAGUGGACUACAAUGAUAUGUGUGUUGUGCCACAGUCUGGCAUGCUCUUCUUAGCCACUGAGGACACCAAGAUGCAGACUUACUUCCUGCCAAGUCUUGGUGCAGCUCCUAAGUGGUGCUCUCAUCUGGAUGCUCUUAUUGAGGAGCUGGAGGAGGAGGAAGCACCGACUCAGUAUGAUGAUUACAAGUUUGUCACUGAGGAUGAACUGAAACAAUUAGGCCUUCAUGACCUCAUAGGAACAGACAUGCUCCGAGCAGUGAUGCACGGCUACUACAUGGAUAUACGACUCUAUAACAAGGCCAAACUCAUUGCUAAUCCAUUCGACUACAAUGACUUCAUGAAGCGCAAGGUGAAGCAGAAAAUAUCUGAAGAAAACCAGCGUGGAAUUCAAACCAAGAAACUACCCAAUAUCAACCGUGAUCUGUUUGAGAGGUUGUUGGAGGAUAAGCAGGAGAAGAACAAGAAGAGAUCCAAGACUGCUGAGACCUUACUCAAGGAUGACCGUUUCAGCAAUCUCUUCUCUAGCUCUGACUUCCACAUUGACAAGGCUUCUGUUGAAUACCAGUUGAUUAAUCCAGUGCUCAGCAGAAUGGACAAGAAGAAGAAGAAGCAAAAGCUUGAGGAGGAGGAGGAGGAACAGGCUUUCUUGGAAGCCCGGGGAGACUUUGAGGACAACGAUAGCUCAGACUCUGAUUCAAUCAUGUCUGAUUUUGGGGACGACAAACCAGAGAAGGAGGAUAGAGAAGACUCCAAGCUGAAGCAAGAAGCAAAGUUGGAGAGAAAAAUAAUUAAACCCAGAAAGAGGAACACAGAGGAAGUUAAGGCACCCCAGAGAAAGAAAGCCGAACCUAUACCUCAAAGUUCAAAGACUCAGGAAAUCGCUUUCAGAUCAGCCAACUCCCUCACAGAACUCAAGGCCAACAGGAAAAAGCUUGAAAAGAUGCCCCUAAGUGAACGCCUUGGUAUGGAGGACAUCCCUGGGGAAAGCAUCAAGCAGCAUUCCUUUGGCAGCCGGGAGAUGAACUAUGUGAUUAAAAAGGCGCCCAAGUUUGAAAGGAUGCGGCAGCAGCAGAAGGAACACCAGGAGGAACGGAGGAAGAUACGUCGAUCUACAAACAAGCUAAAGGGAAAGUUCAGAAUCAAGGAGCCAUUGUGAUAGCUGGAUUUUUUUUUUUUAUAGACUUAUCUGAAUAAUUUGAACAUUUAACAUUUAUUACUGAAGAUUUUAAUAAAUCUAAAAAUAAA